Macrobrachium nipponense is the source of this 2582-nucleotide messenger RNA. RefSeq lists its product as uncharacterized. The record is from RefSeq and is a predicted model, not a curated record. Bases 510 to 2249 code for a protein of 579 amino acids. NCBI's taxonomy places the organism in Eukaryota, Metazoa, Arthropoda, Malacostraca, Decapoda, Palaemonidae. The transcript has 8 exons.
GUGAAGAUAAUCUUACUGUAUACUGAAACCAUACCUUAGUAUCUUUAACGUUUUCUUUCCCCUUUGGUUGAUCUUUUAUGAGAUGAGUUGCUCUCGGUGCACAACAGAAAAUUUCUAAUAAGUUUCCAGAAGGAAAAUCUCACUUCUCCCACCCUUUUUUUAGUUCUUCCGAAUUAAUUUGCGGGACGUGUCUUCACAAAGUGCAUUAAAUUCUUACGAAUAAGAACUAAACGCAAACGAGUUGAGUUGCAAGUAAGAAGGACCAGUUCGAGGUGUGAUCUCAUGCAUUUCUCGGUAAUCACAAUAAUACCACAGGAUUCACUUGGAACUGGCAACGAACAAGUAUAAUUACGCCACUGUCUGAGUUUUCGACUUCAUAGACUUACCUCAACAUCUUUAUAGAAGAAGAAGAAGAAGAAGAAGAAGAAGAAGAAGAAGAAGAAGAAGAACUAAACCCGAUCAUAAACUGGCAAGAUCAAGGAAGAAAAGAAGAAAGUCAACAUAUUGCUAUGUCAGGCAACGAAAGGUUCUCGUUCCACCAGGCAGAAGAAAUCAAUGGUUACUGUCAGGUAACGCGGAAUUUAAAGAGAAGACGUGUCCAAGGCGCCCCUUAUGUGCUGUGCUUGUUCGCUACGGGCGUGCUCCUCAUGGGCGUCGGGACGUUCAUCACCACCCACGCCUUGGAAAAGCACGAGUCGGACGCCCACAUCCUUAUCAUAAUUGGACCCAUACUUUUGGGAGCGGGAGGCAUCUUCCUGCUGUGCUCUGUGAUCUUCUGCAUCGUCGCCUGCUACAAGAACUCGCACCUUCAGGACGAAUUCUCCGACGACCUCUUCAGCAUAGGGGGCUCCACCUUCUACGGGGGCCGGGGCUUCGCCUACCUGGUGAACGAGGACCCCGCCGAACCUCCGAACCACAUGCCUCGCCUGGCCAGCGAGGGGAUCCUCAAUCUGGCCGGGCCGGCGACAUCCUGCAACCGCGAAGAUGAGGCUGUGAUCCUAUUGGCGAACACGGUCGCCGAGGAGCGCAACAGGCAGCGGAAACUGUCCCAGAAACUCCUGAGCAGCUCUUCCCUGGCGAGCGCCGCCGUUAGCACCUGUCCCUGUGGCACCGUUCCUUGCAAUCAUCUGCAACAAUUUCCGGAGCAGAACGCGAUGGUCACCGUCCCGAGGGUGUUCAGCGUCAAAGGUCGCCUCGAUCACCUAGGGCUGGAGAGGCUCCACAGGGUGGAUCCGUACCCAGAGCUUGCCAGGGAUUUCGACCUCGGGGAAGGGUCUCUUCAGAGUGUUCGCGAUAGGAGCGCCAGCGUGUACAACCGUCAAUUCUCCGCGUACACCCCAGACUCCGCUCCGCACAGACUCAGGAGAAACGUCACUUACACGGCCUCGUCCCGAGCGAGAAUCGCGACGAAGUUACAGCAGGACGCCUGGAAACAAAAGCAACAGGACCACCAACAGCAACAGCAGGAUCCAACGGCCAGUCCCCAGUGGAGGAGGUUCGGUUCACUUCAGAGGAAGCCAAGAGAGAGGAAAGAUUCGGGAGCCCAAGAAAGCAUCAAAAUUCAUCAGCUUCCAAAAUAUGACCCACAUCUCCUGAGCGCCCUGGGCAUCACACCCGCAUCGAGAGACCCUCAAGACGCGGACUACAACGGCGAUCCCGCCCUCCAGCCUGGACUCGUUCCAAAACAAGGCAGUCAGUCACCACAGAUGUCCUCGUCUGGAAGCAGGUCCGGAAGCCUCCGCCGGCCGCCACACCGCCAGCCAUCUAUGGGCGUGAAAGGCCUGAAGGCGCAACAGGCCGGUGGUGGCUCAGCAAACCGACGCCACAAGACGUCCGUCUACGCAUCUGACAUGAGUCUCUACCGCAGCGGCAGCGAAGGGAUGAUGACGCAACACGAGACUAUUCCAGAGGACGCCUACCUGCAUCAGCAAGAGAGAUUUGCGUCGCGGGCAGACCGUCCUAUUCACAUGUCAUCUUCGUAUACCCAAGGUUCUACCUCUGAAGGCGACAGCAACACUCCGAUGAAAACAUCGAGGAACUGGUCUCUGUCCUCCUCUCCAUCGCCCCCGGAGUCACCAAAGCGCCCUUUGAAAAGAGCCGAGAGUCACAACAGUUCGCAGCCGAAAUCGUCCGUGUCAUCGAACUGCAGUUGCAGGUCUGAAAGGUGUUCGGACAACUCUUGUUCAGACUGCGAAGCAAGAGAGAAAUCCAAACGGUGCGAGGAAGAGGAGGAGCAAAACACUAAGUGAACUUAGUUCCGGAGACAUUCGACGACCUCCCAGCCUCCCUGUGAGCGUCGCGGUAAAUGUCUCUGACUUUUGACGGAAACUUACACAAACUUCGGGUCUGACGUUUGUAAAUUGUUUUAUAUCAUACACUUAUAAAAGGGAAUGACUCUUAGGAGAUUUUAUAGUGGAGAUUAAUGUGUAGUAUAUCAUUUGAUAUAUAUAUUAUCUGGUUUGAAGCUGAUGGCGAAAUUUUUGUGUACAUACUGUAUGUGUCUACCAGUGUGGAAAAUGAGGUAAAAAAAUAGUCAGACUUAAAAUGUCGGAGAGCGGAAGUGGUAAUCUAAUGCAAUAUUG